Phragmites australis (common reed) is the source of this 725-nucleotide messenger RNA. RefSeq names its product acyl carrier protein 1, mitochondrial-like. The coding region runs from base 137 to 538 and encodes 133 amino acids. Gene Ontology annotation, molecular function: acyl binding; acyl carrier activity. Gene Ontology annotation, cellular component: mitochondrion. The record is from RefSeq and is a predicted model, not a curated record. Lineage: Eukaryota; Viridiplantae; Streptophyta; Magnoliopsida; Poales; Poaceae. The transcript has 2 exons. Gene Ontology annotation, biological process: fatty acid biosynthetic process.
AAGCCUCACAGCAGCCCGAACCCAAAAGCACCGAAAGUCCCAAAACGCCGGAGAGAUCCCAGGCGCCCACGGUGAGCUCUCCUCUCACUCUCGGCCAAGUCAAAUCCCCGAAGCGCACGAGGAGGCAGCCGCAAAAAUGGCAGCGGCUGCGCUUCGUUCGGCGAUCCUUCGCCGCAUCCGCCUCCCCCCUUCACCGCCUCUCGCUGCUAAUGCUGCUGCCGCGGCGGCGUCCCACUCGCACGCCCUGCCGCGGUGGCUCGCGCGGCCCAUGUCCUCCCAUGACGCCCACCUCACCCGCGACGAGGUCGUCGACCGCGUCGUCGACGUCCUCAAGAGCCACCCCAAGGUCGACCCCUCCAAGGUGACCCCGGAGGCGCACUUCGAGAAGGAUCUGGGGCUGGAUAGCCUGGACACCGUCGAGGUGGUGAUGGCGAUCGAGGAGGAGUUCAAGCUGGAGAUCCCCGACAUGGAGGCCGACAAGAUCGACUCUCUCCCGCUCGCCAUUGAGUACGUCGCCAACCACCCCAUGGCCGGCUGAGGUCUCGCCGGAGGUGAGGCUUCUCUUGGUUUUUGUUUCCAACGGCGAAUAAUUGGCUGGAUUGGCUCAGGAAAACUGGUACCUGAUGCUCCGCACUGUGUUGCAGCGGACAAUGGUGUUUAAAUGGAACAUUAACGUUUUGUUCUUGUGACGGUGCAAUGUUAGAUUCUUGUUCUUGUGUUUGUUA